UGCACAGCAGAUUCCUGGGGGUGGGUGGACUGACAGUGUCUGGGAGCAGCUUCCCCUGCUGAACUACCCUCUGCGCCUGAGCAGCACAGACCUCCAGAGCCUCUGCGUCUUAAGUUAUUCCAACCACAGGAAGCCACAACCAUGUCGGCCCCAAGGGAAGUGGCAAUCGGCAUCGAUCUGGGCACCACGUUCUCGUGCGUGGGCGUGUUCCAGCACGACAAGGUGAAGAUCCUCGCCAACGACCAGGGCAACCGCACCACGCCCAGCUACGUGGCCUUCACCGACACCGAACGGCUGGUGGGGGACGCCGCCAAGAGUCAAGCUGCCCUGAACCCGCACAACACUGUGUUCGACGCCAAGCGCCUGAUAGGGCGCAAGUUCUCGGACGCGACGGUGCAGUCUGACAUGAAGCACUGGCCAUUCCAGGUGGUGAGCGAGGGCGGCAAGCCCAAGGUGUGCGUAUCCUUCCGCGGGGAGGACAAGGCGUUCUACCCUGAGGAAAUUUCAUCCAUGGUGCUGAGCAAGAUGAAAGAGACAGCCGAGGCAUACCUGGGCCAGCCUGUGAGGAACGCUGUGAUCACGGUGCCUGCCUAUUUCAAUGACUCGCAGCGCCAGGCCACCAAGGAUGCGGGAGCCAUCGCGGGGCUCAAUGUGCUCAGGAUCAUCAACGAGCCCACUGCAGCCGCCCUUGCCUAUGGGCUGGAUCGGCGUGGGGCCGGGGAGCGCAAUGUGCUCAUUUUUGACCUUGGUGGAGGCACUUUCGAUGUGUCAGUCCUCACUAUCCACGCUGGUGUCUUCGAGGUGAAGGCCACGGCUGGAGACACUCACUUGGGUGGAGAGGACUUCGACAACCGGCUGGUGAACCACUUCGUGGCGGAGUUUCAGCGGAAGCAUGGGAAGGAUGUGAGCGGCAACAAGCGGGCUCUUCGCCGAUUGCGCACAGCCUGCGAACGGGCCAAGCGUACUCUGUCCUCCAGCACUCAGGCCACUCUGGAGAUUGACUCCCUGUUCGAAGGCAUGGACUUCUACACGUCCAUCACUCGUGCCCGCUUUGAGGAACUGUGCUCGGACCUCUUCCUCAGCACCCUGGAACCUGUGGAGAAGGCCCUGCGGGAUGCCAGGCUGGGCAAGGCCCAAAUCCAUGACAUCAUCCUAGUGGGUGGUUCCACCCGCAUCCCUAAGGUGCAGAAGCUACUGCAGGAUUUCUUCAACGGCAAAGAGCUGAACAAGAGCAUCAAUCCUGAUGAGGCUGUGGCCUAUGGGGCUGCUGUGCAGGCGGCAGUGUUGAUGGGGGACAAGUGUGAGAAAGUGCAGGAUCUCCUGCUGCUGGACGUGGCUCCCCUAUCUUUGGGGCUGGAGACAGCAGGCGGGGUGAUGACCACACUAAUCCAGAGGAAUGCCACCAUUCCAAACAAGCAGACCCAGACUUUCACCACCUACUGUGACAACCAGCCUGGGGUCUUGAUCCAGGUGUAUGAAGGUGAGAGGGCCAUGACCAAGGACAACAAUCUGCUGGGGCGUUUUGAGCUCAGUGGCAUCCCCCCUGCCCCACGUGGAGUCCCUCAGGUAGAGGUGACCUUUGACAUUGAUGCCAAUGGCAUCCUGAGUGUGACAGCCACUGACAGGAGCACGGGCAAGGCUAACAAGAUCACCAUCACCAAUGACAAGGGCCGGCUGAGCAAAGAAGAAGUGGAGAGAAUGGUUCAUGAGGCUCAGCAGUACAAGGCUGAGGAUGAGGCCCAGAGGGACAGGGUGGCUGCCAAAAACUCCCUGGAGGCUCAUAUCUUCCAGGUAAAGGGCUCCUUGCAAGAGGAAAGUCUUAGGGACAAGAUUCCUGAAGAGGACAGGCACAAAGUGCAAGACAAGUGUCAGGAAGUCCUUGCCUGGCUGGAGCACAACCAGCUGGCAGAGAAAGAGGAAUACGAGCAUCAGAAGAAGGAACUGGAGCAAAUCUGCCGCCCCAUCUUUUCUAGGCUGUAUGGAGGGCCUAGUGUUCCAGGAGGCAGCAGCUGUGGGGCUCAAGCCCGCCAGGGGAGGCCCAGUACUGGCCCUCUCAUUGAGGAGGUUGAUUAGAUGACCUCUGAUGAUAAGUCUGCUAUUACUGUAAAGGCCUGGGCUUAUGGGCCUUCUAGACACUCUUCUAUGAUUCUGUCCGGUAACUUCAGUGGUUCUGGGGUGAAUGGUAUCUUCCCCCUAAAGCUGGGAGCUUUCUUCUCAGUAUGUGGUAUAACUGAGGUUGUCAUUAUUUGACUUUUUAAAAAAAUUCCUCUUCCCCCAUUUCAUACAAACAGAAACCAUUGGUUUUUUAUUAACAUUUGUGUGGCACUUUUAACAUUGCUUUGUUAUACAUUUUGUUUUUAUUUUUACUUUCAUGUAUGGAUUUUGUGGAUGUGAAAUAUAGUUGUGGAUCUAAAUAAACUUUAAAAACUCC
Molecule: messenger RNA, 2431 nt
Organism: Chinchilla lanigera (long-tailed chinchilla)
Lineage: Eukaryota; Metazoa; Chordata; Mammalia; Rodentia; Chinchillidae
Gene: Hspa6
Product: heat shock 70kDa protein 6 (HSP70B')
Exons: 1
Coding region: 142-2073 (643 amino acids)
Biological process (GO): protein refolding; cellular response to unfolded protein
Cellular component (GO): cytoplasm; blood microparticle; vesicle
Molecular function (GO): ATP hydrolysis activity; heat shock protein binding; ATP binding
Source: RefSeq, a predicted model, not a curated record